UAAAAAAAAAAAACUAGAUAUGCGUACCUUAUCCAAGUUGAAUUGUGAUCCAUGGGCAUAUACUAUGGUUGUCCUUCUUCUCCUCCACACACCGUGAGGGCUGGCUGGUCAGAAAUGAGAAUGGCUUCAGCAUUGUCCCUGCAUCUCUCAACCCCUUUCUCCCAACUCCACCCUAGUCUCAAACCUAAAAAACUCCAUGAUUUCCCCACUCUCUCCCUCUCCAAACCUCGAAAACUCAGCGUGAACUCCGUGGACAUCUCCAAAGAAGACACGCCCGUGAAACCCGAAUCGGAGCUGGAGAACUUGGGGCCGCGGCGGCUGGAGGAGAAGUUCGCGGUUCUGAACACUGGAAUCUACGAGUGCCGCUCCUGCGGCUAUAAAUACGACGAGGCAGUGGGCGACCCUUCCUAUCCCUUACCGCCCGGCUAUCAGUUCGAGAAGCUUCCGGAUGAUUGGCGCUGCCCCACUUGUGGGGCCGCCCAGAGUUUCUUCCAGAGCAAGAGCGUUCAGAUCGCUGGGUUUGCUCAGAACCAGCAAUAUGGGCUUGGUGGCAAUUCUCUCACUUCGGGUCAGAAGACUAUUCUUAUAUACGGCACUUUGUUGCUCUUCUUUGCGCUCUUUUUGAGUGGCUACUUCCUCCAAUAGUCUGUUUCUAACUAUUCAUCCUAUUAGGUAACCUAUUCUAUUCUAUGUAUCUGCAAGUUCUACUUUCAAUGCUUUAUUUGUUGCUAUGUAUCUACGUAGUCACUAGUCAUCCCAAGAAACCUGGAAGGUGCCUCUGGUUGUUGAAAGUGGAAACUAGGCUAGCCGAAGCUUUUCUUGCUUUGCUAAAUCAUGGAUGAGUUAUACAAAUCUUAAUAUUUCUUAUCUCUCUCUCUCUCUCUCUCUUUUUUUUUCCUAUGUUUUUCUUACCUUUACUGUUAUCUUUUUGUAUCUCUUGUGAUUGUAAAAAUAUUGGUGGAAUUUGUUGAAUAAAAAGCAAUUUCUCGUUAUAGAUUA
This is a messenger RNA of Glycine soja, 999 nucleotides long. Its product is annotated as rubredoxin-like. Gene Ontology annotation, biological process: alkane catabolic process. Gene Ontology annotation, cellular component: chloroplast. The coding region runs from base 52 to 645 and encodes 197 amino acids. Gene Ontology annotation, molecular function: electron transfer activity; iron ion binding. Lineage: Eukaryota; Viridiplantae; Streptophyta; Magnoliopsida; Fabales; Fabaceae. The transcript has a single exon. The record is from RefSeq and is a predicted model, not a curated record.